CGUGUGGAGCUCUGUGGGCGGGACUUCCGGCUCCCUGAAUCGUCUUCCGGCCGUGCUUGAAGGGUCUGGCCGGUCUCCUGACAUGAAGCCCCCUAGAACCAGAGGUUGGUUCCUGCUGUGACACACCCACCAUGUGGCCACUUUUUCAUGUCCUCUGGCUUACUCUGGCCUGUGGCUCUGUUCACACCACCCUGUCAAAGUCAGAUGCCAAAAAAGCUGCCUCAAAGAUGCUGCUGGAAAAGACUCAGUUUUCAGACAAACCUGUUCAAGAGCGGGGUUUGGUUGUGACAGACAUCAAAGCUGAGGAUGUGGUUCUUGAGCAUCGCAGCUACUGCUCAGCAAGGGCUCGGGAGAGAAACUUUGCUGGAGAGGUCCUAGGCUACGUCACUCCAUGGAACAGCCAUGGCUAUGAUGUUGCCAAGGUCUUUGGGAGCAAGUUCACACAGAUCUCACCAGUCUGGCUGCAGCUGAAGAGACGUGGUCGUGAGAUGUUUGAAGUCACAGGCCUCCAUGAUGUGGACCAAGGGUGGAUGCGAGCUGUCAAGAAGCAUGCCAAAGGUGUGCAUAUAGUACCUCGGCUUCUGUUUGAAGACUGGACUUACGAUGAUUUCCGGAAUGUCUUAGACAGUGAAGAUGAGAUAGAAGAGCUCAGCAAGACUGUGGUACAGGUGGCAAAGAACCAGCAUUUUGAAGGUUUUGUGGUGGAGGUCUGGAGCCAGUUGCUGAGCCAGAAACAUGUAGGCCUCAUCCACAUGCUUACUCACUUGGCUGAGGCGCUGCACCAGGCCCGGCUGCUGGCCAUUCUGGUCAUCCCACCUGCUGUCACCCCUGGGACUGACCAGCUUGGCAUGUUUACACACAAGGAGUUCGAGCAACUGGCCCCCAUACUUGAUGGCUUCAGCCUCAUGACAUAUGACUACUCUACAGCACAGCAGCCUGGCCCUAAUGCUCCAUUAUCGUGGAUUCGAGCCUGUGUCCAGGUCCUGGACCCCAAAUCACAGUGGCGAAGCAAGAUCCUCCUGGGACUAAAUUUCUAUGGCAUGGAUUAUGCAGCCUCCAAGGAUGCCCGUGAGCCUGUUAUUGGGGCCAGGUACAUACAGACAUUGAAGGACCACAAGCCUCGAGUGGUGUGGGACAACCAGGCUGCAGAGCACUUCUUUGAAUACAAGAAGAAUCGCGGCGGGAGGCAUGUUGUCUUCUACCCAACUCUGAAGCCCCACCUGGCCUGGAAGAACCCACAGAGACCUGGUGCUGGACAGGCCCCAGAGGUGGAGCUGAUGGCAUGGAGAGCCACAUAGAGGGACCCAACACACUCACGUGGCCAGUGAGACCAUGCUUUUAGAUGCCCUUCAGGAAGCAUCCACCAUCCCAUGUGUGUGGUCAGAAGGGACCAAAUCGCCUCUGGCCCUCUUACCCUGCACCUUCCUUCCCCAUACCCUACAGAGGCCAUGGCAGUUGAGUGACCCAGACCUACCCAUAAUCCCGAGCAGGGAAAAGCCCUGUCUAGAAACACUUCUGCUCAUAGUCAGGUUACAGUAGAUCCGUGGUACCAACCAGAAGAUCUCAACAGAGCACCUCACUGAGUUUCAUCACUUUUUAUUUUUGUUUUUUUGAGACAGGGUUUCUCUGUGUAACCCUAUUUGUCCUGGAACUUGCUUUGUAGGCCAAGCUGGCCUUGAACUCAGAGAUCCAAUUGCUUCUGCCUCCCAAGUGCUGGAAUUAAAGGUGAAUGCCACCACACCAGGCUCUCAUCACUCAUUUUUUAAAAAUCAGAAAAAUAGGAAGCAGGGAAGGAAGACAUGUGGUUGUUGACUCUAGAGAGGACUCAUCAUGGCAUGGUGACAAGGACAUCUAGUCUUCCUCAGAUUACAGGGCCGCCAUGGGAGAGGGAAACUAUGGU
Psammomys obesus (fat sand rat) is the source of this 1900-nucleotide messenger RNA. It is a transcript of the gene Chid1, whose product is annotated as chitinase domain containing 1. NCBI's taxonomy places the organism in Eukaryota, Metazoa, Chordata, Mammalia, Rodentia, Muridae. Gene Ontology annotation, molecular function: chitin binding; oligosaccharide binding. The transcript has 14 exons. Gene Ontology annotation, biological process: carbohydrate metabolic process. The coding region runs from base 132 to 1298 and encodes 388 amino acids. Gene Ontology annotation, cellular component: extracellular region. The record is from RefSeq and is a predicted model, not a curated record.